AUGGAUACAACCGGGCUAGAUGACUCCUGCUUGGGGUACGAAGUUAUUCUGAAGGAUGAUGACACAUCAACGCCGCGGUGUCCACAUGGACCAACUUUAUUGUUUGAGAAACAAGGUAAAGGAGGACAGAGGUUUUACGCGUGCUCGGCUUGCAGAGACCGGAAGGAAUGUAGCUUUUUCCAGUGGGAGGACGAAAAGGUCUCUGAGGUCAGGAAGAUGUCCAGGGAAGCGGAGAACCAACGGAAAAAGUUGCCGCCAUUCAGCCAGGAACAGUACAGUGCCAGGUUUCAACAGUUCCUCGCUCUCGCACCGGACCAAAUGAAGUUCUGUCAGGAUUGCCAGCUCCUCCUCCUGCCUGACGAGAUGAUGGCGCACGGCACCCACGCUCAAGUUCCCGUGGCAAUCCGGCAAUUGAGGAGGCCAAGCGGACUGUUGCGUCCCUUGGACAACAAAAAGAGCCAUGCGCAGUAUCUGUUCACCGAGCGCACCGCCCGCUUCCUUCUUAGCACCCUCACUGACCUGGGCUACAACAAGGUGCUCUGCGUGGGAACACCUAGGCUCCACGAGCUGAUCAAGACGGAUGGAAAAUCCCGAGCCAUGACCAGUCUACUGCUGGACAUUGACUUUAGAUACGGGCAAUUCUAUAGUCAAAAUGAAUUCUGCCACUACAACAUGUUCAAUCAUCACUUCUUCGACAGCCAGACCUCAAGCGAAGUGGUUCGUGCAUUUCUCCGAGAGUCAAAUGGAGAGAAGGCGGUGAUGGUUGCCGACCCUCCGUUCGGCGGCCUGGUGAAACCUCUAGCCAAAAGCUUCUCGCGUAUCUCCCAGACAUGGAGGGAACUACAAAGCGACGACAGCAGCAAUGUUGACAUCCCCAUGAUAUGGAUCUUCCCGUAUUUCUUUGAACCUCGCAUACUGGAAUGUUUACCAUCUCUGACUAUGCUGGAUUACCAGGUGGACUAUGACAACCAUUCCUUGUACAAACACGGGAAGACUGGAAGAAAGCAGUCUCCAGUCCGGUUGUUCACCAACAUCACUCCUUCUAAAAUCGCCCUACCAGAGGACGAGGGUUACAGGUUUUGCGCCAUUUGCGCGAGAUACGUGUGGUCCCUCAACACGCACUGUUUGACAUGCAAUGUUUGCCCUUCCAAGGAUGGCCGUCAAUGGAAACACUGCUCUUUGUGUGAACGAUGUGUGAAACCAUCGUGGCGACAUUGUCAGUCAUGUGACCGUUGCGCCCUCCCGGACCACCCGUGUAACCAAAGCAAAGUCAAGGAGGGUUGCUUCAACUGUGCCAGUCUAGGACACAAACGCAAAAGUUGCCCGCGAAAACGCGUCAGCAGGGGCGGGUCCAAGUCCAAAAGAAGAAACGGUGUUUAUGUAAAGCAGCCUGCAAAGAAAAUGAAAUAA
Messenger RNA from Nerophis lumbriciformis (worm pipefish), 1410 nucleotides. NCBI's taxonomy places the organism in Eukaryota, Metazoa, Chordata, Actinopteri, Syngnathiformes, Syngnathidae. The record is from RefSeq and is a predicted model, not a curated record.